Messenger RNA from Eriocheir sinensis (Chinese mitten crab), 1005 nucleotides. RefSeq lists its product as uncharacterized. The record is from RefSeq and is a predicted model, not a curated record. The transcript has a single exon. Lineage: Eukaryota; Metazoa; Arthropoda; Malacostraca; Decapoda; Varunidae. The coding region runs from base 1 to 1005 and encodes 334 amino acids.
AUGCGUCCUGCUCUUCCCGUGGGCCUCAAGCUGGGAGUGACACUACGCUACCUCGCCACGGGAGAUGACUACACAAGCCUCCACUACGACUUCAGGGUGUCUGUUCCAUCGAUCUCCAGAUUUGUUCCCAAAGUCCUCAAGGCCAUCAUCCAAGUUUACAAGGACGAGUACCUGCACUGCCCUCGAACGCCUGAAGCCUGGAAGGAGGUGGCAGACGGAUUCUCCCGCAGGUGGAACUACCACAACUGCCUCGGCGCCCUGGACGGCAAACACGUACCCAUCAGAAGACCACCCCACGCUGGCUCCAAGUUCUUCAAUUAUAAGAAGUUUCACAGCAUCAUCCUCUUGGCUUUGGCGGACUCUGGCUUGAGGUUCAUCUACGUCGACGUCGGGGCUGAGGGGGGAGCUGGCGAUGCAGGCACCUGGAACCGCUGCACCCUACAGCAGGCCAUCGAAUCAGGAGCGCUCAGCCUGCCAGACGACACUUGCCUGCCUCACGACGACACUCCCCUGCCCUACCACAUCGUUGGUGAUGAUGCCUUCGCCCUGCAGCCGAGGUUGAUGAAGCCCUACUCCAACAGAAGCCAGAUCCCCCAGCAGAGACUGUUUUCAUACCGUCUUUCAAGAGCUCGCCGGGUGGUGGAGAACGCCUUCGGGGUGAUGCAGCGCAAGUUCAAGGUUUUCGGAGUCACCCAAGGGAUUUUGCGUGCAACAGUGAGAGAUGUCGUCACCACCUGCUGCAUUCUCCACAACAUGGUCGUCACACCCGCCAUCCAACCUGCCGAGAUAGGCCACGAAGACGAGGACCACAACAUUGUUCCUGGCAGCUGGAGAGAAGGCGAGACCCUGAUGGCAGACCUCGCUCCAGCCAGAGGCAACAACCCCAGCAGGCGAGCAAAGGCCGUGAGGGACUACCUGGCGAACUACUACACUUCAGAAGUUGGAGCUGUGCCCUGGCAGGAACGGCUGGUCUACCCCCGAGGACGCCCCCAAGACGCCGAGUGA